This is a messenger RNA of Exophiala aquamarina CBS 119918, 492 nucleotides long. RefSeq lists its product as uncharacterized. The transcript has a single exon. Bases 1 to 492 code for a protein of 163 amino acids. NCBI's taxonomy places the organism in Eukaryota, Fungi, Ascomycota, Eurotiomycetes, Chaetothyriales, Herpotrichiellaceae. The record is from RefSeq and is a predicted model, not a curated record.
AUGGGCACAGCUUUCAUACCGGGCUUCGUUUUGGGGGCAACCAAAGGAGCUACGGUAGGAGGAGAUCUCUUUCGAGCUGAGAAUGCCCAUCGGUUGCCAACCGAAAAGAAUGGAUGGUACCAAUAUCACAAGACCAAAAACUAUCGCGCCAUGAUCAGUGGUCUUAAGGCAGGCACGCGAUACGGAGCUGUAUGCACGGGGUGGUGGUCUCUAUUCAUGGUAACUGAGGAGCUGAUUGAUCGUUCGAGGGCCCGUCUUUUCGAAGAGCGAGAUGACGACCGGGUUCCAGGGCAGAGAGAUGUGGCGAGCACCGUGGUCGCUGCGAUGGCUGUUUCUGGGGUGUACAGCUGGACCAAUGGAUUGGAUUAUUUUGCUGCGGCCAAGGUUGCUCGGACUGCUCUUCGAUUUUCAUUUGCCUACGGCUUCCUUCAGGACCUGGUUGCAAGCUUCCGAGGAAAGCCUCCUGCCUACAUUGCGUGGCUGGGGGGCUGA